This is a messenger RNA of Amoebophrya sp. A25, 6185 nucleotides long. Lineage: Eukaryota; Dinophyceae; Syndiniales; Amoebophryaceae. The record is from the annotation of a GenBank genome assembly.
AUUUUUAACAGAGGAAAAGGGGUGAUCUUCAAUAGGCCAUUGUAAAUGGUGCUUUGCAGGAGCACAUCAGAUGACAAUGACAUGACAAUAACUUCUUUGAUUUGUAAAAACUAGUGCAACCAAACAAAAGCAAGACCAUGGACCUUCCUCCGCGUCCGGGCGGCGGUCGGGCUGGCGCUUCCUCCUCCUCGACCUACAGCCUCAGCGUCGUCUGCCACCAUCAGGUCGAUGUCGAUGAGGGCGCACUCGCUUCCCUCCAGACGCUGACGGAACGAACCAAUAGAGAAUUCCAAUACCUCCUACGGCGUGAAGUCGGCAGCUUCGUUUUUACGGGUAUCAGUGGCCAUUCGAGGAUACUGCUGGAGAGCGAAGAUGACCUGCAGUUGUUUCUGAAAAAUCAUGCGACGAGGCAAAAAAGGUUGAUGCGGGAUGAUCCGCAUUUCAAACCACAACAACCCGCAUUGGAGGUGCGGUUGUCGGUACUUAUAUUCGACUUUCAUUAGAGCAGGGAACUACAAUAACAGCGAGCUCUGCAGUAGAUUUGACUAGAGUUCUUGUUCUUGUCGUGGUGCUAUGUACUUUGUGAUAACUACUUUCAACUGUUCUCUCUGAAGUCUAAUCAGAUUUCUCAGUACAACGACCACGACGACCAUCUUCUCGUCUGAAACAAAAAUCGCCAGCCACUCGAGACGCGGGAAGUGAUGUCGUUUCUUUUUGACCAGUUAGCGCAAAAGGAAAAAGAAGUAGCAUCCCUCGAGGCUCAGCUAGCUGCGGCUCGCGCAGGGUUGCCUCCGUUUGUCCAGGCAGUGAGAAGCGUACCGGAUGCACGGAUACCGGAAUUGAUACAGACAGUGUUUGGAGGGUCAAAGGAGCCAGCGUUGAACGCACUGAAUUCUCAGAAUCCAGAGUCCGUGAAACACGCAGCGCGGGUCCUCGCGCUUCUCGCAGCGGACAAUGCGGCAAGCGUGUGGGACGAUUUGCGGUCGCAGAAGCUGUUGGAGACGAUGCUCACUGUCUUAAUGUUAUGAUAUGUGAAAGUGGGAUUGAGUGGAAAAAUAUUCGAUUUAUAUAUAUAGAGUGGGAGUGUUCGAAAAAUAUUAGAUUUAGAGCAUUAGAUUUAGAUGAUGAUGAUGAUGAUGCUACUUUUGUGUUGAUGUGUCUGGUAGAGACUCAUCGAAGUUGAUGAUAGACGCUUCUUCAGACCUUUUUCUGAUUAGGAGAAAAGCUUUUCUCCUCCUCCUAAAAUCCCCAACUCCCUUUCCAUGCAUGUCCCACCUUCAUCUUCCGGUCUUGGCCGAGGCGAAGUAACAGAAACCGAUAUCGAAGCCGGUGCUCAUUUGGUUCAUACUUUGGCUCGAUUUGCGUCCGAUCCUAGAGUGGAAGUGCAGCAAGCCCUAUGCGGCACAGGGGCUCCGGACGUUAUAGUAGACAAGAUGGUCUCCCCGGCUGGGACCACAGUAGGGGCGCUAGCGUCACCAUUGCUGUUUCAGUUAAGGCUUGGGCAAGUGAUGAUAGAGGGAUCAUUUUCGCAACGCAUGGUACUAGAUUUGACUGGAGGUCGUUGGGGAGUGAGUAACAAACAGUCAAUACUCUUGAGUGAAGAUGAUCAAAACAGCUCCGAAUUAUUUUUGUGUUGUUGAAAAUGGACAUAGCUUUUCUCUAACUCCAUAUGGCUGUUGGUUUUUCGGACUUCUAGCUGCGAAUCCAGAGACGAGGAGCUGGCUUUUGAACGGAAACAUGAGGUUUUUAACGGGCAUUGUCUUGGCAAUGCAAGCCUAUCCUUCAGAGCUAUAUGUGAUAAGAUACGGCGUUUCAGCUCUGCAUAGCGUUUCAGAAGCGUCUGCCGCGAAUAUGCAGGCGAAUACUCUCGGUAACCCAAAGGGCGACCCUGUGCAAUUACAGCAACAACAGGCGGCUGCCUUGUUGCAGCGUGGAGGCGGUGACGUUUUGAGGUUAGCGUUAGAAAAGUGGCCGGCGGAUCACUACAUAGUGACUUCGGCAUUGAAAGCUCUGUCGAACAUCGCUUGUACAGUCGGCACAGCGCCAGCACUAGUGGCUGCGGUGCCAGCAGUGCUUCCAAUAUUGAAAGAACAUGAGGUGCGGACAACAAGACACGCACUGCAGUUCAUGGGAGUUUUGGCAAAGUACUCAACAUUUUCUAUAAUGAAAUAGAAAUUACCAUUUGUGUCAGCUGCCAUUCUGUCUCUACGGUGAUCAAGAAUGGUCAUAACAGGGACAUACGCAUGAUUUGUUCAAUAUCAAUUGACUCUAGACGCCAUGAUGGAAGUGUCUUUAGUCGUUUACCUGCACAUUGACGCUUUUACGUCAUAAGAAAUACUGUUGGACAUGCGCUGGAUCUAUGAUUGUGAUGACGAUUGACUUGCGAUGACUUGAUAUUGAAUGCAGUUCCUGAUCAUUUCAGUUGCGCCUUCUUGAUCAAUCGCACUCAAGGAUGGAGAUUGAUUUUUUUUCCGUUUCGUGAUUUCUUGUGCUCAAGAUGGAAGUGUCUUUAGCCGUUUGAAAAGUUUGACUACUCUCUCAUGUUGAAAACUGCAGGGAUUCUCUAGCCGCCCAAGGAGAGAUGGCAGAGGAGCUUGGAGUAGUAUUGGACACUAUCCGAGCAGGAGUUCAGAACCCCUGCGAGGACUCAGAGGAGCAUGCUCUUAGUUUACUUGCGAAUCUAGCUAGGAAUCGUGGACUCAGGGAGGAUCUUGUGCGAUGCGGGGUACUUAUUAUUCCUUUUUUGAGCAGACCGGUUACUUAUAGAUUAAUUUGCAUAUCAUGGACAAACAACUCCUGUUGUUCUUCUACAUCGAUUGAGCUAAUUGUUCGACACAAAAACCAUUCCCAUCCCCCACACCAGAUCGUGGAUAUUUUUCUCGUCGCUGUGCAUGGCAGUCGCGGACGCGAAGCUACGCAUCAGAUUCUCAAGACCAUGGCUGUUUUCACUGGCGACAUGAUGCUUGUCGCCAGACUAGGUGAUACGGCGAGUGCUGUUUUGUUAAGGCUAGUGUUUCAUCCAUCCCACGUUCUGACUUUUGUGAGUGGCGGCCCCUCAGUUUCAGGAAGAGCGUGAAGGGAGCGGCAUUACGCCGCGGACUCAGGAGAGGACGAUGAGAAGCUACGUCUAAUGCUGUCUAUGAUGGACAGAUACAUCCCAGACGAGAAGGUUCAAAUGAACGGUUGUUACAUCCUAGGAACCCUGGCUGUGGAUCCUGUCAACAAAGAGAACAUAGGACGAGCUGGCGGCAUUCAGGGAUGCUUGACGGCUUUGCAUGCGCAUAGUCAAGCGCUUGCGCAGAAUCCUGGGGCAGCGACGAAUGGGAUGGCGGCGAAAGUAUGAUUUGAUUUUUUGUUUCUGUUGAUGGGUCUACUUCAUUGAAAUCUCUCUACUCCACAAGAUGAUUCUCCCUGCUUGCAACAUACCCAUCCAACAACCAGGUCCUUCUCUGAGCAUAUCUAUUUACUGACUACGCCGACUUCUUCAACGACCAGGUCCUACUACAAGCUUGCGCCGCUUUAGCAGUUUUAGCAGAAAUUAGUGCGCACAAAAAAGCCGUGAGGGAUGGCAACGGCUUGAAUGUGAUUUUAUCCACUCUACCUGCGUGCCUCGCGGAUGCGGAACUGGCCAAGCAGAUGUGCAAGCUGAUCGCGCUACUCGCUUUAGAUCCCCAGAAUCAAGAGGUAUUGUUGCAAAGAGGUUGCCCAUCGGAAAUCGUGAAUCUAGUAAUGAAGCAUUCCACAGCCAAGGACUUUCUCUACUACGCUUUCCGCUGUCUAGCCAACCUCCUGAGCGAGCCAUUGGGCAGUACUGCCUUGCCAGUGUUGAGGAUGGACUUUGUGGACGUCUUAGUCCGAGUAAUGAAGGAGCACCUAACCGAAGUGCGUGUCCAGGAAGGUUCUUGCGAAGUCAUCUCCGCUUUUGCAAGAUCCCAAGAGUAUCAAUCGGCGCUUCUCUCUCGCAGCGUCGUGCGCCGUAUCGUCCACGGUAUGGAGACGCAUACGAUGGCAGCAGACGUCCAGAGGAAAGCUUGUUGGGCGCUGGCGGCAUUGGCGGAUUCGGAUACGUCAGGCGCAGACAUGGAGCCUGCGUUUGAUGCGGUGGUUCAGGCUUUGCGAAAUUUCAGGGGCACUGUGGAAGUCGCAGAACAAGCUUGUGCGGCACUCACAGCAUUGGCGGUUACACCGGACGCGAGACAAGCGAUUGCAAGUUGCGAUGGGAUUAAGGGGGUACUAGUGAAAGUGUCGAGUACAACUUCCAACUUCCGACAAUUCUUUGAUCACCUAAAUUUUUCACCAUCUCUCCUUCAAAGCAAUGACUCUCGUUUUCCCCCCCAAAGCAAUGACUCUUUCAAAUCCUUCUACAGAUCCUGGACUGUCUCGAGGAAGUGAGAGGUCCCCUCGCCAGUGGCGUCUUUUCGCAUGGUCUCGGCGCAUUGGGUAAUCUCGCUGUUGAGGAAAAUCUGCGAGCCAUUAUUCUGGAAUCUGACGGCAUGCGAACUGCUCUUAGGAUUCUGUCUUCGAGUCUGGCAGACGCUAGAGUUUGUCAUCUCGCUUGUCUGGCAUUGGCGAACUUGGUUCAGUCGCAGGUUGGACAAAAUUUGCUCGUUGAGAUGCGUGGAGUCGAACUUGUAGCCGACGCUUUGAGGAAGCACAUGCGUCAUGCGGGUGUGGCGGAACAAGCUUGUGCGCUAUUCUGCAAUUUGGGUCCGACAGCGGGAGCAGGGCAGGGGGCUUCGGUUAUGAUCAGGAUUCAGCAUUGAUAGAUAUCAGAGACUCUGUACUUAUACUCGUAGAAUACGCAUCAAACCUUAAUCUCGCUCCUUUCCUCCCGGCCGCGCUCCUCCUCUCCAGCACACUUUCAUCUCCCGCGACCUUACGCGUACCAUUGCAGAAGCUGGUGGUUUAGACUUGAUGCUUGCUGCGCUGAACACCCACAUGCAACAGAGUCCGGAAGUAGUAGAAGUAGCCUGUUUCGCUUUGACGAAGUUCGUGAACGUGGAAGGACAGAGAGGGGAUCAAUACUUAUGGAACAUACAACUUCUCACAGUGAGAAGACCCUCAGCUAGAAAUUUGUAAAAUAGGAUAUCCAGCAGCUUUGGAAAACCGCGCAGGACCAAGAACUGUUUUGUUUCUUAUCUGUCCUCGAUUUUGGAGGAACCAGGCUCUCUCUAACCCCUCGACGCCAGAUGACGCGAGAAGUCGAAGCUCUGAGACGUGUCAACAAAGCUGCAACGACAUUCGAGUUGCGCGUAUGCACCAACGUUUUGUUGCGAAAACUAGUCGGCGACGCGCCAACGGGGAUAGAUCAAUUAGGCGGCAAUAUGGGACAGCUUGGCGGCGCUGCAGGAGGCCCUCCGGGACGCGCAACGCAUAAACAGACUGUAGUGGCCGAGCCGGACGUGAUGGACAUAUUUUAUGGUUGGUUCUUUCGGAUACGAGUGAAUAAGUCACUAGCAGUGUAAGUGCGUACUCGAAAUUCUCCAAACAAAAUUGCACUUCAUACUUGAAGAAUAUCGACGUAAUCAAAAGUUUUCGCUUUCAUAUCGGGAACGCGGAAGCGGCGAGAAAAAACCUGCUGCAGGGCAACUUUAAGCGCGCGCGAUGAGGACACUCUUCGGCGAUGAGCUUUUUUCUGUUCUUAAAGAUAAAGAUCUGCGUGAUGUUUCAAUUGAAGGACUUUCACAAAUUGUUACUGCCUUUAGGAUUUUCUACUCUCACAGACUAAAUGCGGAGAUGUACGAAGAAAUUGUAGAUACUUAGAACUAAUUACUCGUACGCAUGUUGAGAUGACAACUCACUUUCACUUUUAUUCUCUCAUUCAUUCGCUAAGUAGAAUAAGCCAAAUUCCAAUUCUUUCCAGUUUUUACAAACGGCAGAUAUCUGAUUGACGACAGUUUCACUUUUGAGUAUCUACUACUAGUUCUUGUGAAUGAUCGAGUCAAUUUUGAUGACAUAUCGUAGAUGAAAAGCAGAAUCUUACUUUGGACCAGUAAGCGCAUGCGCAACGAGAAGUCAUUUUUAUCCGUUUCAGACGAGUUACAAGAGAAGUGAAUCCUUUCCCAGUGUGUUGCAGAUUUCAUUUCAACUCCUACCGGAUGCAUUGUUAGAACCGAACUUUUGAAGCAGAUACGUAUUCACCUUUGCAAAGGGUGUCCGAUACUUCUUUGCCACAGCGGCGAUCC